AUGUCAAACGUGUUGCACCGAAGCUCACGGACACACAAAAACAAAAAAGAUUUUCGUUUGGAAUUUGGACAAGAAAGAAUGUCAGAAAAUCAUUGGCAAGAAAAAUCUUGUUUUCGGAUGAAAACCGAUUCGAUAUUGACGGUAUAUAUAAAUGAUAGAAUAUAUGCUCCGAAUCGUGAACAAGCUGAUGAAAAUGGUGGCAUUCACCGAAAAACAAAAUUUCCUCAAGGUGUGAUGGUUUGGUUAGGCGUAUGUUAUGACGGCGUGACACGCCCAGUUAUCAUUGAAAAUGGUACGAUAAAUCAUCAAAGGUAUGUUGACGAAAUACUGCCAGUCAUACUAGAAGAUGGUCAGAAGUUGAUGGGAAAUGAGUUUACAUUUCAGCAAGACGGGGCACCGGCGCACAAAGAUCAUCACACGCAAACAUGGUGCAAGGAUCAUUUUUGGGAUUUUUGGCCAAAAUCGAGAUGGCCACCAAAUUCGCCCGAUCUCAACCCUCUCGACUAUUCCAUUUGGUACGAACUGUGUGAGCAGAUGAACUGGGGCCAAAAGACUUUAAUUUAUCAAAUCCGUGCCGGUGUAAAAAAGAUCCGAACAGAAGUCGUGCGUCGCAGUGUGGACUGUUGGACUAAUCGAGUUUAUCGAAUGUUGCAGAAAAGAUGUGAAUAUGUUUUUUAA
Molecule: messenger RNA, 678 nt
Organism: Didymodactylos carnosus
Lineage: Eukaryota; Metazoa; Rotifera; Eurotatoria; Philodinida; Philodinidae
Source: the annotation of a GenBank genome assembly